Molecule: messenger RNA, 816 nt
Organism: Lactuca virosa
Lineage: Eukaryota; Viridiplantae; Streptophyta; Magnoliopsida; Asterales; Asteraceae
Source: the annotation of a GenBank genome assembly
AUGGGUUUUUCAGUGGGUUCUGGUCGUGUUUCUGAUGGCUCCAAUGACUCCGAUGAUACUGGGUUGAGGUCUAAAUUUAGGGCGAUGGCUCCGGCGUUAUGGGAGGUGGUUCAAGGCCAAAGGCAGUUCUUCCAUUCACUAAUUGAACCUACUUUUCUCUUGCUUCUUCUUAGCACACGGAUUGAAGAAAGGGUUUUGGCGGACCUUCAGUUGUUCGGUAUUUGCUUCCUACCAUUGUUUCGAAGAUUAGGUGAGGUGAGGGAAGACAGGGAAGAGUGUAAGAGCAGGCAAACACUCAGAGAUAUGGUGGGGGUUCAUUUUGAAAUCAGGUUGUUCAAGGCCAAUGGCUGAAAGAAGGUUAUCAUGAAUUCAGACGUUUUGGACGUUAGUUAUGACUUUUCGUCAAAAUCCAGAUUAGAAGUGGAGAUCUAAGUCAGGAAACCAAAACGAACAGACAAAUCCCGUCCUUGAUUCUUUGAUUCUUAAUUGGGAAAAAUUGAUUGUUUAUUUGAAUUUUAUUUGUUACUUGUUUUCAUCGGCCUUUAUUAGAUGCGGGUGGUAUUUUAGUUGUGGUUUUGGGUUUGUUCUUUGGUCUUUUCUCAGUUCUUUGGUCUCUUACCCAUGGUUGCAAGUGGUGGUUAUCAGGCUCCUCCCACCAGAUUCACAAGCAAUAACUUUAUUUUUGUUUGGGGGUUUAUAAAACCCAAAAGUUGGAUUUUUAGUUUGUCAAUCUCUCCUCCAUAUUUAAUAAUAGACCGUACAUUUCUUUAAUUUUUCCUUUUUUCUUAUAUGACCCUUUGAAACUGAGUGACGAAG